Molecule: messenger RNA, 4222 nt
Organism: Frankliniella occidentalis (western flower thrips)
Lineage: Eukaryota; Metazoa; Arthropoda; Insecta; Thysanoptera; Thripidae
Gene: raw
Exons: 15
Coding region: 293-1906 (537 amino acids)
Cellular component (GO): plasma membrane
Molecular function (GO): calcium ion binding
Source: RefSeq, a predicted model, not a curated record
GCUGCAGCCUCGCCGCCAGCGCCAGCGCCAGCCUGCACUGCUGGACCAGGACCAGGACGCGGGCGGCUGGAGCUGCGGCCGGCUGCGCCGCCUGCGCAGGCCGGGCCUGCUCCGCCCCCACUCCACCGGCUCCACAGCCUCCUCCUCCUCCUUCUCCUCCGUCUCUUCCACCUCCACCGCCGCCACAGCCACUUCCACGUCGUCUUGGUCGUCGUCGUCGUCUCCGGAGCCGCUGCUGCCCGCCAGUCCGCUCGCUGACCUGGAGCCAGGCGUGCCGCUGCUCGAGCUCGCCAUGGCGUGGCACCCCGUCACCAGGCGGACGGCGAAGAUCGCCAGGGAGCUGUACUCUGCGUGGUCGGGCAGAGUCGGGGCCAACGCCUUCAUACCUUCGGAGAAAGUUCAACAGCUCUUCAACGACAUGCAGCUCUACCCUUCCAAGUCGGAAGUGUUGGAGAUGCUGCGGUGCGCCCAGCAGUGCGCCCACCGGAGCACGCCCAACUACCUCACCUUCGGGGAGUUCUGCGUGUUCGCCACAGAGCUGAAGCGGUGCGUCGACAAAGGACUUUCGCGGCCCGCCCAGCUGUCUCGACUUCUCGAGAGGGACGGCGAGGAGAAGAGGAGAACAAGAAGAAAAGUCUCAAAGGGACUUCCAAAACCUGAAGUGUUUUUGGGAGGUUCGUGUAAUCCAACAACUUGGCGACAGGAUGUCGCAAUACCUCUUUUGAAAGACCUUGGCAUCACUUACUACAACCCCCAAGUUUCUGACUGGGCCCCAGAGCUGAUUGAGAAGGAACAUAUUGCUAAACAAAAUGCAGCAAUUUUGUUAUUUGUCAUUGACAAUCAGACGAGGAACACUGCAUCGACGGUGGAGGUUGCGUUCUUUUCAGGCCUGAGGAGGAGCCUCAUGCUUGUCGUGGAGCCUUACCCACCCUCAGGAUGUGAGAUUGGCGGCGAGACAUUAUCAGAUGAUGAGCUGGAGGAUCUUGCAGCAGGACAGCAAGCAAUGCAAGUAUUAGCAGAAAGACAAGAAAUACCUGUCUUCCGUAGUGUAUCUCUUGCAGUGAAUGGCAUAGCAAAGGUAUUAUGGAAAAAUGUUUCAGUCCAUGAACUUCAGUCUGUGAAGAGCUCUCCCCAGAUAAGUGACAGACUAAUGAAACUUAGAGAAGCCUUUGAUGCUGUUGAUUUGGAUAGAACUGGAGAAAUCAGUCUUAAAAAUGUCCGUCUUGCAUUUUGGAUACUUAACAACAGAAACCUACCUCUGUCUGAUUUGCGAUCUGCAGGUGUUUUGGAGAAAGAAGCAAAAGAAAAUGUACCAUUCGAAAAUUUGCGAGUUAACUUUGACCAAUUUUGUGCAAUUGUUGCGGAGUUCAAGACUAACCAAGAAAGGUGGAACCCCUCACCAGUUCGAUCAAUGAAAUCUGUUUCACCAAGUUUUAUCACUAAUCAGCAGUUAAGUUAUGAUGUAUUCCUGGGUGGAUCAACUGAGAACACGACAUGGAGAGAUGAUGUGGCUAUUCCCUUAUUGAAAAAUCAUGGUUUGAAGUAUGUCAUGCCUCCAUCAAGUCAGUGGACAAAACAAAUGCUACAUUCUUCAGUAAACCUUGCAGAUAGAAGCCGUGUUCUUCUUUUUGUCAUCACUAAUACAUCAAGGUCUUUGGCAGAGCUCUGUAUGGUAGCUUAUUGCAUUGGUCUUGGGUUUGAUGUUGUACUAUACAUUGAACUACUGACAGAACAAUCUAUUAUUAAUGGCAAAGAGAUAUCAAAAUCAGCUGUUAAGGACUAUAAUCGAGGGCGCAUGUACCUAAAAGAUUUAGCAGUGCGAGAGGGAGUGCCUGUGUUCGAUUCUAUUUCCGUAGCUGUAGAAUUUGCAGCAACCAAGUGCCUGAAGUCAAGUACGAACCUUUAAGCUGUUUAGACCAUGAAUUAGCUGACCAUCUAAAUUCAUUGUGGUUUCUACUGAAUACCUGAUGACAUUCGCUUAAGUUUCAUCAUCUUGCUUAUGUAAAAUCUGACAUCUUGAACUUCUUUAAAAUGUUCAGACUUUUACCUGAUGUUGAAGACAGAUUUCCUCUGUGAUUUCAAUUAUUUAGUGUUAUUUCUCAUAUUCACCCAUCCAGUACAUUUAUAGAAACAAAUUUCAUGUUUCACUUGAGUGGAAGCAUUUAUGAAUGAAUGGUUUACUAGGAGUCUUGAAUGAUUUUAAAUAAUUUAUUGUGUUUUUGAAACUAUGUGAUUGUAAUUAUGUGUGUGUGUACAUGUGAAAGAGUUAGUUGUGGAUCUUGUAUUUUUAGUAUGUAAGGUAUGUCUCAAUUAGUAUGGAUGCGUUUGUGUUUCAUGAGUGUGUGAGUGUGUGUGUGUGUGUGUGUGUGUGUGUUUGGUCUGUCUGAAUUUCAUGAAUUACCUCUAGAGCUGUUUUGAAACAAGUUGGCAUAGUAACUAUUGAAAUAAGAUAUGUUCGGUGUAUAUUUUUAUAUUUUUCCAAAUGAACUUGACUUAUUGUUGUGCAUAGAACAAUUUUGCCUGAUUUUUAAAAAAAAUGCAUUCUUUUGUAAGCUUGGAACUUAAUGCAGUUUUGUACUGAAACCUUACAGUGUUUUCACAAUUGAUUUUGGAUCUGAGUCCUAUUUUGUAUAUGGGCAAACAUGUAAAUUGCCUUCAAUUUUUGAGCAUGGUCUGUGCUUGUUGCUUUAUGUUAAAUGCAUUUCUGAUAUAUUUAUGAGAUUUUCAGGUAUUAUGACCUGUGCACUAAAUUUGCGUAAGUGUUGUCUGUAUCCUACAGAUCAAAGUAUACGCAUAGUGAGUAAUUAAGAGCUGUGGUCUCUACUCUCUACUUACAUUGAUUUGCUCAUUGAGAAAUACAAUCUAAUGAAAUGUUGAGGUAUCAUACUAUGGUUCCUGGGAGAAUCAUGACCAUGAAAUUAUGUUUGUUGUCUCCUCUGCCUUAGCAUUGUAUAAGUAUCCUAACUUCAAUCAAUCCUCUAAGAAGGUUAAGAAAGUUAAUGUUUCAAAUGCUUUUACUAUUUCUAUGUUGUGCUCAUUCUCAUGGAGCUCCUUUACUAAAAACCUAGGUGGAACUUGCAUUUUAUAUCUAAUUUGCAUUGCGUAAGCAUUACUAGACUUCCAUAACAAAAGAUAUUACGCAAGACAUUUAUGGUUAUUCAUUUUCACAUAAUUCUUUGGAGUAAAAAUGAGUCUUGGUUAAUCAAAGUGGUUACUUAUGAAUUUAAAGCUGUAGAGAAUCAACCACCAUUUAUAACAUGCGUACUAAUCAAAUUUUGUUUUUCAAUUUGAACUCUCAAAUAAUUAGAAAUGAUUUUGGGUACAGUUCAGUCUAUUUUUAUUGUUCCGAUGAAUUGUGAAACUGUAAUUGGUCUGCCAUAUUCUCUGGAAUUCCACAGUUAUUGACACUUAAUCACACAAACUGCAUGUGUCACAGACCAUUUAUUAGUGAUAGUGUGAUAGUAUAUCUGGGCUCAAUUUGAAUGGAUGUAACUCUGAUGAGUAAAUCAUUUUUACUUUUCUUGUUCUGACUCUACAUCUGUAAUAAAUAACAAUUUUAUACCUGAAGAAGAGCUUAAUUUAAAUAAAUUAUGACCUAGAUCUUUAAGUUAAAAGUUUGUGCUCACUCUCACUGUUGCCAUUGUUUUAUGAAUAAUAAUAAAUUCUAAUAGUAAUGAAAAAAUAGAACUGGAAAUAAUAUUUGAAUUUGCAAAGAAUUAUUAAUGAAUUCAAUCAGUUUUCUUCCAGAAAGUUUACACUACCCAACCUUUUCAUGAAUUAGCACUGAACUUGGUGUCCUAUUAAAUUUGUCUUUUCAUUGAACUGAGAAAGGUCUAAUCUAUUUUGAGCUGUAUCAUUUCUGUAAGCUAACUUGACCAUUUUGAAAAUGUACACAAUGUACCAUUUUACCAACAGACUACUAUGUGUGCUGACAAAUGUAUACCAUAGACCAAAACUUCCUGUGAAUUUGCAAGAAAUGAAGCACAAACUGGGAAACUCCAUUGCUGUUCUGAAAUGCCUUCACUCGUUGACAAAAUUUUCAAAGGAGUACUAAUCCAACCAGGCGAGUUCCGUAAUAUUUCUGUUGAUACUUUUAUAAUUUCUUUUAAAAAUUACUACUUCUUAGCUUGGCUGUGAUCUUAGCAAAGCAUUGAUUAUCACUAAAAUGCUGCGUAUAUUAAUCUAUUUGUACAUUAAUAAUUAUUAAUAAAAUGAACCUCUA